Phragmites australis (common reed) is the source of this 1279-nucleotide messenger RNA. RefSeq lists its product as uncharacterized. The record is from RefSeq and is a predicted model, not a curated record. Lineage: Eukaryota; Viridiplantae; Streptophyta; Magnoliopsida; Poales; Poaceae. Bases 259 to 1143 code for a protein of 294 amino acids. Gene Ontology annotation, cellular component: nucleus; nucleolus. The transcript has 12 exons.
UACUACUACUACACCCAAAGGCCCGCCCGUCACCUGCGUCGCCCCUUUCUCCUCCCGUCACCUGCUCCUUCGCACCUCUGCCGCCGCCGCCAGGAGAUCGUGCGAAGCCGCCGACUGCCACUGGAGGUCGCGCCGUCAAAAGGAGGCUUCAACCUUGAGUUAGUUGCGGUGCGCAAGAUCAAUCUCGACAGUGCGGCUGCAGUCUAUUACCCCAAAAUUUUGGGCUUCUACAACUGAAGUAGAAGUAUUUUGAAUAAGAUGAAGCAGCACAGAGAGGAGGAUGCCUUGAGAGGUCACGCAGUUAAAAAUCAAAAGGCGAUAUGGGACAAGACCCUGGAAAUGAGGUUCUUGCUGCAGAAGGCAUUUUCCACUUCUAAUAAGUUGCCCCAGGAACCCAUCAAAACAAGGUUUUGCAAUCACGAUAAGGCGAUAGAGCAAGCGUAUGAUGAUCUGUUGAAUUCGUCAAAGGAGACUCUGGGUAGCAUGCUGGAGCUGCAGGAGGCUUUGCUGGAGAGUAAUCAGGCUACAAAGGGUGCCAAUGAAAUGCCUUGUGCCUCAAACGGAGAGAAUGAUGAGUGGUCAGAAGUACAGAGAUUGCAGACAAGGAUAACCUUGUUCAGAAAUACUGAGAUAGAUAAAUGGCAGAGGAAAAUACAGGUGACAACGGGUGCUGCUGCGCUGAAAGGAAAGCUACACGCAUUUAAUCAGAACAUAAGUGACCAAGUUGUUGGUUAUAUGAGAGACCCAAGCCGGAUGAUUAACAGGAUGUACUUGACCAAAUCCGCUGUUGGUGUAUUCGGGGAGGAUGCGAGAGAACCUGGAACUGCUGAGGAGGGGCACAGUAUGGAAGGUGAUCAUGAACUUAUUGACGAUUCUGAGUUUUAUCACCAACUUCUCAAGGAGUUUCUGGACUCAUGUGAUAGAGGAGCAUCAGAGUCAGCAUUUUAUGCUAUAAGAAAGCAGCAGCUUAAAAAGAGAAAGCUUGUUGAUCGCCGUGCUUCAAAGAGCAGAAAGAUAAGGUAUCAUGUCCAUGAGAAGGUUACAAAUUUCAUGGCCCCUGUACCCAUGGUUCUUCCUCCUAUGGCUCCGAAGUUGUUUGAGAAUUUAUUCGGAACAGUCAACCAGAAAUCCACCACAGCUUAAAUCCGAAUUUCACAUUAUAUGUAGCUUUAAAUUGUACUGUUUAUGAUGUUACUACUAGACUUGAAAAUGUGGAUCGAAUUCAAAUCGUUAUGAUGGCCUCAUCAGUUUCGUGUGUCAAUAAUUAAUUACUUUGGUA